GUUUGUUUCAUAAUGUCGUUCAGUUCAUUACAUUCAUUUGAGAGGAUUGUAGGUGCUUCGAAGAUGAUGAAUUAUCAGAAUCGGAGAAAUCAUGAGAAAGUUGGGAAGAUAAAUAGUUACUCGAUGCGAUCUCUUUCGAGAGGUUCUGCUAAUCUAGAUCAGAGCCAGUUUAACUCGAGAAGCAAAGUCAACAUCUUGUAUUAUAAUCCAAAUAAGAAGAAAUCAAAGCUUAAUGCUGACAUUCCAGCUGCUCCUGCUAAAAAUGGACCAAAGUUUUCAAAACAGAAGAUAAUAGAGAAACUUGAAAAAGAGAACCCAGGCUCUGUAGAUAGAUCCCAGCAUCAAGGUGGAUUUGGAAGAUCUUUUAAUUUCAGAGAUGAGCUGAAAACAGAGAUUUCAAUAAUCAAAAAUCCAAAACCUAAAAAGAAAGCAAAGAAAAAGAAAAAUUUAGCAAAAUUUUUGAACAAUGAUGCAUUGUCUUCGAACCCUUUACCCCACCAAGCUCAUACCAAGAGUUCAAUUUCUCGUACAAAGCCACCUCGGCUUCCUCAAGAAACCUCAGGAAGUCCAGCCAAAGAGUUACUUCAUCUUAAUAAAAGCAAAUAAGAUAGAUCGUUCAAGAAGUGUUAGGCAUAAAAGAGGGUUUAGUACUCAAGAUGCCAGGAAUACUUCUUCAGCUACUAGAGAUAUAAGAAAUACUAAGAGCAAACUUUCAAAAAGCAGAAAUAGCUCUUAUAAGACAAGGCUUUUUCACAGACUCAUCAGUAGUAAAUCAAAGAAGAACUUAAAAGGCAUUCACGGAGAAAAUCUGGGAAGAGCAGAGAUGCUUAAUUACCUGUCCAAGCUUGAUUAUCAGGAUCUGUACGAUAGUGGGCCUGGAAGUAUCUUCAACACUACAAAGGGAUCAGCAAAGAAGGCCAUGCCACGCAAGAAGGCAAGGCCAGGAUCUCAUUCUCGUCAAACUUCUAAAUCUCGAACUAGCCUCAAUGGGGUAUGGAAUAGGCUCCACAGUGAGUCACAGUCUAAGAUAGAAGUUCUCUAUGAGAACCAUCUCAAGUCACUUCUUGAAAAGGAAUAUAAUGAGUUAAAAGAAUGCACAUUCAGACCUAAACUUAGGGAUUACAGAAACAUCAGCCUCAACUCUGGUGAUUCUUUCUAUGAAAGAUCCAAGCAAUGGAAAGGUCAGAAAGAAAAACGAAUGGCUAAGGAAAGAGAAGAGAAAAAGGAAGAAGAGCAUAAUUCAUGCUCCUUCCGACCACAAGUUGAUCCCAUGAGCAGAUUUAUUAAUAAUGAAGCCUCUAAGUGGAGGACUGAUGGCCAGCCUGGGAGCAUUGCAAAAGAAUUAUUCAAAAAUGUUCAUAUUUACAAUGAAACUUCGAUUAGAAAGCAUAUCGAAAGACAAUUGAUAGCUCAAUUUGAAAAAUUUGUAAAGGAUUCUAUACUUCAAGAUGGAAGGCCCCCUCAGAAAGAAAUUAAGAAACUUAUGAAAAGCUUGAGUACAAACAAGAUACUCCCACCAUAUGCUAAAGAGGUUAAAGAAAGAUCUAGGGAGAGAAAGAUAAACAGAAAAUUAUUUAAAAAGAAGAGAAAGCACAAAUCAAUAUCUGACCUCAGCAAAAGGCUUUAUAGACAAAAUAAUCUUCAGAAUUUGGAAAAUAUCGAGAAUGAGCCUCCCAAAUUUUCUUCCAAAUUAGAGAUAGAAAUACCAGAAACACCAGGUGAACAGAGUAGCUCAUCUAGCUCUUCGACUCCGACAGAAGAUGAAAACAUUCUUCAAGGAAAAGAAGAGUUGAAUGAGUUCUCUGGAAGACAUACUGAAGAAAAUCUUCAAAAUUUUAACUUAAAACUUCUCAGCAGGGGUCUAAAGAAAGAGCCAAGAGAGGAGAUUAAGCAACCAACUGGCUAUGAUGAGCUAAUAAGAGAUACUCUUAAGAACCCAACUAAGCAAAUAGUUGAGGGUUCAGCUGGCUUUAGUAGUAAAGAGAUGAGCUCAAUGUUGAGCAAUGAAGAAUUUUACAUCAAAGUCCCAGAAACUGAGAGAGGAACUAAUGAAAUUGUUACGGAUCGGAAUACUGAACAACAUGCGAAUAUAAAUAGCAAUCAAGAAGAUAAUUUGCUUGAAAACAUACACAGAGAAAUGGAUGAUACUCCAACAAAUUCCUACCACAAAUUCAAAGAGAUUCUUUCAAGUUACAAUGAGGCACCUAUAGAUCCUGGAGAUUCACCUCAGAUAAAGGAUUACGACUCUAGGGAGUCGAUGAACAACUUUCCUGAAGACUUUAACCAGUUUGUCCGGUUAGACGACUACAAAGACCUUGACUUGUAAU
Molecule: messenger RNA, 2327 nt
Organism: Moneuplotes crassus
Lineage: Eukaryota; Ciliophora; Spirotrichea; Euplotida; Euplotidae
Source: the annotation of a GenBank genome assembly